This is a messenger RNA of Coprinopsis cinerea okayama7#130, 261 nucleotides long. RefSeq lists its product as hypothetical. Lineage: Eukaryota; Fungi; Basidiomycota; Agaricomycetes; Agaricales; Psathyrellaceae. Bases 1 to 261 code for a protein of 86 amino acids. The record is from RefSeq and is a predicted model, not a curated record. The transcript has 4 exons.
AUGCACCACCAAGACUGGGCCCCUCCGCAAAUCUGGGCAGUGCCGGCACCUGCGCCAGAGGAGCUUAACGACAUUCGAAAAGAUUUGAAGACUGUCAUUGGCCUCGACCGGCGGGCGAUGCAGCUGUCUGGCUUUGGGAAAGGGAAGAGGGAGGGACUGGGUGAUGGCUUCCAAGAGAGCGAGUAUCGCCGAAUCCUCUUGCGUAUCACCUGGAGCGAACGCCUUGUCCAGGAGCGACUCACGCCAAGAAAACAGGCUUAG